AUGAAAGGGGUUCCCGACGGAGAAGAAAGACUACGCCGGAUUGCUCUCGUACCCCUUUACACGAUCUACACCGACGACGUACCCGCGGCGCCGGGCAGCAUGUCAGACUCCUUUUUCCUUAUCAUAUUGGAUCCGUCCUCCACCUUCAGACAUACAAGACAAUACAGCCAACAAGACCAAUUCCAGAAAAGUCAUCCGUCAGUGCCAGCAUUGCUGCCGUGGCUGUUGUUAACGACCUCUACCUCAAUCGUGCGCGACUGA
Messenger RNA from Leptosia nina, 261 nucleotides. Lineage: Eukaryota; Metazoa; Arthropoda; Insecta; Lepidoptera; Pieridae. The record is from the annotation of a GenBank genome assembly.